Messenger RNA from Arachis stenosperma, 657 nucleotides. RefSeq lists its product as uncharacterized. The transcript is spliced from 3 exons. Gene Ontology annotation, molecular function: nucleic acid binding. NCBI's taxonomy places the organism in Eukaryota, Viridiplantae, Streptophyta, Magnoliopsida, Fabales, Fabaceae. The coding region runs from base 1 to 657 and encodes 218 amino acids. The record is from RefSeq and is a predicted model, not a curated record.
AUGGGAGCUUUCCCACCCUCAUAUUCCAACAACUAUAUCUUAGUGGCAGUUGAUUAUGUGUCCAAGUGGGUGGAAGCUGUGGCUCUGCCUAUCAAUGAUGCCAAAGUGAGGUAUGGAGUCCGUUAUAAAGUGGCGACUCCCUAUCACCCUCUGACAAGUGGUCAGGUUGAAGUCUCUAACAGAGAACUCAAGAGGAUUCUGGAGAAGACCUUGGUCUAUGAUAAAGCCUGUCACUUACCAGUUGAGCUGGAGUAUAGAGCUUACUGGGCAAUCAAGUUUCUGAACUUUGAUGCUCAAGUUGCAAGAAUAAAGAGAAUGCUUCAGUUGAAUGAGCUUGAUGGAUUCAGAUAUUUAGCCUAUGAGAAUGCCAAGCUAUAUAAGGAGAGAACUAAAAUAUGUCAUGACAAAAAGAUUGCCAUCAGAGUCUUUGAGCCAGGUCAGAGAGUGCUCCUGUUCAAUUCAAGGCUCAAACUCUUUUUCGGGAAGCUGAAAUCCCGAUGGUCAGGACCGUUUGUGGUUAUCAAGGCAUCACCGUAUGGUCAUGUGGAAAUUCAGGAGGAGAAUUUUAAUAGAAAGUUAACAGUUAAUGGCCAGAGGUUGAAGCAUUAUCUUGGAGGCAAGAUUGAUCGCCAAAGGUCCGCUCAUCUACUGAACUAG